AUGUUCUGGCGUUAUCUGGCCAGUAUCCUGCCUCCGGAAGAUUUUCAAAAACUCCAGAGCAUGACCGACAGGAAAUCACGUGUGAUUUCUGACUUAAUAACAAAACUGCAUGACGAUAAAUUGCGUAAGUUUGGGAUUAUAAGACAGCCUAAGUUAAAGCCAUUACGCCCUGUUGAAGUGGCUUCCAAGGUGACAACACCUACCGAUCAGCACGAGGAUAGGAAGAAAGUGCUAAACUUAUCAUCACUUCCUCUCAAUCCCGAAACAACCGCGUUCCUGGAAAAAGGACUCUAUUUUUCAAUUCAAUAUGACAAAAACCUUAUAGAAGACAUCCUGCUGGACGUUAUCAAUAUCUCCGACAACUUCCCUGGGUAG
Molecule: messenger RNA, 375 nt
Organism: Protopolystoma xenopodis
Lineage: Eukaryota; Metazoa; Platyhelminthes; Monogenea; Polystomatidea; Polystomatidae
Source: the annotation of a GenBank genome assembly